Molecule: messenger RNA, 4848 nt
Organism: Siniperca chuatsi (mandarin fish)
Lineage: Eukaryota; Metazoa; Chordata; Actinopteri; Centrarchiformes; Sinipercidae
Product: TNF receptor-associated factor 2-like
Exons: 11
Coding region: 240-2042 (600 amino acids)
Biological process (GO): tumor necrosis factor-mediated signaling pathway; positive regulation of JNK cascade; regulation of apoptotic process
Cellular component (GO): plasma membrane signaling receptor complex; cytoplasmic side of plasma membrane; cytosol
Molecular function (GO): zinc ion binding; ubiquitin protein ligase binding; ubiquitin-protein transferase activity
Source: RefSeq, a predicted model, not a curated record
GUAACACCCAGUCUGAAAGUGCAAUGGCGAUAUUGGACAAUAACAGCCAUCGUUUUUGGGGGACUACAUCUAUAUUAUGUGGCUAACGUUAAAGAAAACACCUUCAGUCGGCUGCAAAACCACAUACAAUAUCGGCAAACUGCGCGAGCUGGACCAGCGACCAGGAAAGGUGAUUUUACAGCCUCUGCACGCGAUGACAGUUUAGACUAAAACGCUGGUGUGACGUGUGAACAGACACCAUGGCCACACAGGAACCAUCCCCUCCUUCGUCCAUGGAGAGCAAUAAACCCGGCUUCCCCAAGAAGAUCCUGGGCAACAAGCUGGAGGACAAGCACCUGUGCAACUGCUGUCACAAUAUACUCAGACGACCGUUUCAAGCCCAGUGUGGACAUCGCUUCUGUUCCUACUGCUUCAACAGGACUGUGAGUAAUGGACCCCAGAAAUGCAAUGCCUGCAUUAAAGAGGAUAUUUUUGAGGAGACUACAUCGAUUUUGAAACAAGGAUGUGCUUUUCCUGACAACGCAGUUCGAAGGGAAGUUGAACACCUUUCAGCUGUUUGUAUCAAUGAAAGUUGCACUUGGAAAGGCACUAUUAAAGAGUAUGAGAUGAACCACGAGGGGAAGUGUGAGUUCAUGAUCAUCCCCUGCCCCUCUUGUAAAGAACGAAUUCGCUUCAACGAGCAGGAGCGCCAUAAUGAGCGAGAGUGCCCGGAAAGAACUCUCAACUGCAAGUACUGCAAGGAGCCAUUCCACUUCAAAAAUAUCAAGGCACAUGACGAGAUCUGUCCCAAGUACCCGAUGAUCUGUGAAGGCUGUGCCAAGAAGAAAAUACCCAGAGAAAAGUAUGUGGACCAUAUUAAGUUCUGCAGCAAAUUCAGAACUCCGUGUCGAUUUCAUGUCGUGGGAUGUGAUAUGUCUGUGGAAAAGGAAAAGAUUCAUGACCAUGAGCGCGCCUAUGCCUACGAGCACCUCAAUCUGUUGCUGCACUACAUUAUGGGCAUGAAAGUGAGCAUGGAGGGCCUGCAGCCCCAGGGACUGGAACUAGCCGGACACAAACUGGUGGAACUCCAACAGUCCCUCAGGGAGCUCGAGGCCAGAGUCUCCCAGCUUAGCACCACCUCCUCUGGGCCUCCCGUGCAGGGAGCCGCCGCCGCCGCCGCCGCCUCCUCCUCAUCCUCCAGCUCUGGUCCCUCUGGUCCACCCGCUUCAGCUCCUCUCCCUCCACCGCCCACUCUGCCUCCCACUCUGUCUGUGUCUACCUCCUUCACACCCCUGCCCAGCUCGGUGGGUGCAGCGCUGGAGCUCCAGCUCCACAGCGAGAAGACCAAGGUGGUCGAGCUGGGUCGCAGGUGUACGGAACUUGAAGUUAAAGCCGGCACAUUUGAAAAUGUGGUGUGUGUCCUGAACAGAGAGGUGGAGAGGUUUGCCACCACCAUGGAAGCCAGCAACCGUCAGCACAAACUGGACCAGGAUAAGAUCGAGGCUCUGAGUAAUAAGGUGCGACAGCUGGAGAGGACAGUGGGGCUGAAGGACCUAACAGUUGCAGAGAUGGAGGGCCGGCUGAGGGAAAUGUCUGCCACUACUUUUGAUGGUGUCUUUGUCUGGAGGAUCUCUGAUUUCGCCAAAAAGAGACAGGAUGCCAUCGCAGGUCGAGCCCCUGCCAUGUUUUCACCAGCCUUCUAUACCAGUAAGUACGGCUAUAAGAUGUGUCUGCGGAUCUAUCUGAAUGGAGAUGGGACAGGGCGUGGCAGCCACUUGUCCUUGUUCUUUGUGGUGAUGAGGGGACUGAGUGACGCUCUGCUCAAAUGGCCUUUCAACCAGAAGGUGACUCUGAUGCUGCUGGACCAGAGCAACAGGGAGCACAUCAUCGACGCCUUUCGACCUGAUGUCACUUCCUCUUCCUUCCAGAGACCAGUGAGCGAGAUGAACAUCGCCAGCGGAUGUCCGCUCUUCUGCCCGCUCUCCAAGCUCGAUGCCAAGAACUCUUACAUCCGCGACGACACCAUCUUCAUCAAGGCAAUCGUGGACCUCACCGGCCUCUAGAUGGCUCCACAGGGUGGUACAGUUUGGCAACCAGGCAGCUCUUUGACCAUUAAAGCUUUAUUUUGGCUCAUUCGUGGUCCCUUUUAGGGCUCUGUUCAGGCAUCUUACUGUCCCCUGCAGCUCUAGGGAGACAACUGUAUGCUGCAUAUGGCUGCAGUUUGCUCUGUCCAGACGGCGCCGGCAUCGUCAUAUCUGGUGGUCUCUAUGCGAGAACCACCGUCAUUGCUGUACAUUUUGGGUGCAAAACUUUUUUCUUUUGACAUCACAACACUGCUCCCAUGGUGAUAAGUUGUUGCACAUUAGUUUUCAGUUAAAGGACACGGAAGCAAGCACCAGUGCAGCGUGGUCAGUGCAGUGUUGAGUAGAAGCAGAGAUGUCACAGUGAACAGUUACGAUGGAGUGAAAAUGAACAUGCAGACAGUUAGAACAGGAUUGUAGAUUACAGAUAGUUGAUCAUUCUGAUGUCACUGUAGAAAGCUGGCAGUAGGCCUGUAAUAGAGUUAGAGCAUGGCUUGAUGCAGUUUUUGCUUUUUCUUGCAGAUUGUGGAUAUUGUGAGCUUCUCAAUUCCAGUGUCGAGUGAAUUUGCAUAGACAAACGUGGAGUUAUGUUAUGAAUAAGAUUACAGGCAUUUUUUGCCUUUUUUUGCGCAAAGUGCAUGCCGCUGGCGUUUUAAGUAUAAAAUUGCUCCUUAUUUCGACUGAGCUUAAUGAAGGUUCCUCGUUUGUUGUUAAAACUUGUUAGUGAAUUAGCCAUCCGUGAUGGUGGACAUUGCCUGCAUGUCUUUGGAACCAGGCUGUUUACAUGUAAAGUUAGUGUUGCGUAUUUGUUCCUAUUAGGGGUUGGUGGUUCUGAUUGGUGGUUUGGUACAUCUGUGGAAGAUACAGUGGAGUUACCAUGGAGUCAGGGCAGCUUGCCAGUCAAGCCUGAGGCAUAAAACUUACAUGUGUUUUUGUCUCUGACAAACAUACAUAGCUGGAGUUUUCCCCAGGAUAUGCUCACUAGCUCACAUCUCAACACAUAGUACUGUGCCCCACCACAGAUUGAGGUUAACACAGAUUCCACAAAAUGAAGGAAUUGUCUGUUCCUUGUUUUCUGUCCAUACAGUAUACAGUGCAUAUGUGUUUCUGCUGCUUCGAGAUAGAAUACUGAUGUGAAUCUAAUAUAUAUGUUGGUGCAAAUAUACAUGAGGUAAAUGUGAGUGGAGGUUGAGAGGCUGAAAUGAGAUGAAAUGAAAAUAAGAGACUGUUAUUCUUCAUUGUAGGUCACGAGCCGUUAUUGACAUUAUUUAUUGCAGAUUGUGUGUUCAGUGCAGCCCCAGAUAACUCUUUCAACUUUAGUGUUUUCAUGUGCUAUCACUGAUUUCCAAUAAGGCACCACAAAUCUACAUUAUAUCUGUUUAAAGCUGAUGAGAUGUAAUUUUUCUGUUCGUCCACCAGAGAUUGCUGUUCCACUUACUUAGCAUGCAUGCUGAGGUUUUAAGGUUAACGCUGGCCUGUUUGAAAACCAGUCUCGACCUGUAUUGAAACCUCUCUGUGCAUGGGAGGCUUCAAUUCAUAUUCACUAUGGAGUUUCACAUUGGUUUACCCUGUGAGCCACGUGUGGAAGCAUUUAUUUGUAUUUGUUUGGAUGAAAAUACGUAAUCAUAGAAUAGUUAUUAUGUUAUAUCUGGCGCUGCAUCUGUUCAACAGAAGCACCUGCCUAUAUUCAUAGCAAUUUAUAAAUAUGUAUCUUUCAUAUCAUAAUGUUGAAAUAAUCUAUAUAUCAAUGUUAAUAUACACGAGAUGUUAUAAUAAACAUAGUAUUACUGAAUACCUUAUUAAUUCUAUAUCUAUAUACCAACUUUUUGUUUGUCAAGAUGGUUUGAACAGGCCAGGACAACCCCUUUGUGCAGUAAGGACUUAUGAUUCCUUCUAGAGUGCAAUAUAUGAUUAUAUCUGUUAGAUUUUGAUGACAUCUUGGCUUUAAGGGUUUACAGAGGUCAUACUCGACUUAUUUGUUUACAUUACUCAUUAUGGCGCUGAAGAACUGCAACCAAUUUUGAACUUUCCAAGGAAAAAUUGUGCUUUCCUUGUCAUUAAGCAUACGCUACUUGAUAUCACUAACAUAGGGAUCUCUAGUCAGUGGCUAUUCAUGAAGCUAACUGGCAAAGUGAGCUGAGGAUUUAUAGAAAGACCAUUUUAAUGUUGAGGAAUUCAUGCUAUAUACAGUGGGUUUCUAUUCUUGACUUUUCAGAGAAGACUGAGCAUGUAAUAAGUAGGAUAACAUGAACUUUUUAAACCUUGAGUGUUCUUGUAAUGUGCCAAAAUCAAAUAUUACCUCUGUAUACUAACAAUGUUGUAUUGCAAGUUGUAUUUUAUGUUCUAUGCUAAAAUAUGGUGCCAUAUAUAACUAAGUUUGUGCUGAUUGUAUGUAUGUAUAUGCGUGUGUGUGUGUGUGUGUGUGCGUGCGUGCCAAUUUAAUAUUAUGCAUUGGUCACUCCUUCUGUAAGCACCAGAGGAGAUAAUUAAUACUGUCCCAUGAAACUGUCCUCAGUUUACAGACCCUCCCAAGGUUUUUGAAUGUCAGCUUUAAUUCAGUUGGGUUUUUUUCUAAAAACACAACAGCAGUUCUGUAACGUGAUGCAGUUGAGUUGAACCAACUUUGAUUUGUGCACUUUGUAUUGGUUGUUUGUCUGAACAGGGUAUUUUAUUGAGUCAUUUAUGUACCUUGAAAUCAGAGCCAUAUAUAUUCUGAUGUUGAUAAUUGAUGUAUCAUGCUACAAAAGGACAUGCAGUAUGUAAUAAAGUUUGCUGGUUUCAGCUUGUU